This is a messenger RNA of Neltuma alba, 3785 nucleotides long. RefSeq names its product 5'-3' exoribonuclease 4. The record is from RefSeq and is a predicted model, not a curated record. Bases 168 to 3056 code for a protein of 962 amino acids. Gene Ontology annotation, cellular component: nucleus. The transcript is spliced from 22 exons. Gene Ontology annotation, molecular function: RNA binding; 5'-3' RNA exonuclease activity; zinc ion binding. Gene Ontology annotation, biological process: nuclear-transcribed mRNA catabolic process. Lineage: Eukaryota; Viridiplantae; Streptophyta; Magnoliopsida; Fabales; Fabaceae.
AGGUGAGUCGAGGGGCCAGAACACGCAAUAUCGAGGGGCAAUAUCGUCCCGCGGGAGCCAGCCCUCCUACACCGAUCCGUACAUUCUCUAAACGUCAAGGCAACACAGAUCUUGCAUUCUCUUGCAUUAUUCUUCUCUUCGUUGCUGAACCGGGUCCAACCGAGCACAUGGGAGUCCCUGCCUUUUACCGGUGGCUGGCAGACCGCUAUCCGCUCUCGAUUUCCGAUGUAGUCGAAGAAGAGUCGGCCGCCGGCGACGGCGGUGUUUCUUACCCUGUUGAUGUGUCGAAACCUAAUCCCAAUGGCAUGGAGUUCGACAACUUGUACCUGGACAUGAACGGUAUCAUUCACCCUUGUUUCCACCCCGAUGGCAAGCCUGCACCUGCUACCUAUGAUGAUGUUUUUAAAUCAAUAUUUGAUUAUAUUGAUCAUAUCUUUUCGUUGGUUCGCCCGAGGAAGCUUCUCUAUCUUGCAAUUGAUGGUGUUGCGCCAAGAGCCAAAAUGAAUCAGCAGCGUUCUCGGCGCUUCAGAGCUGCAAAAGAUGCAGCUGAAGCUGAAGCUGAAGAAGAAAGACUGAGAAGAGAAUUUGAGGCUUUGGGAGAGCUUUUACCUUCUAAAGACAAGCCUGAAACUUCUGACUCAAAUGUCAUCACUCCUGGCACUCAAUUUAUGGCCGUGCUGUCUGUGGCCCUUCAGUAUUAUAUACAGACUAGAUUGAACCACAGCCCUGGCUGGCGGGAUACAAAGGUUAUGCUUUCUGAUGCAAAUGUCCCUGGUGAGGGAGAACAUAAAAUCAUUCAAUACAUUCGACUUCAACGCAACCUUCCUGGUUUUAAUCCAAACACUCGACAUUGUUUGUAUGGGUUGGAUGCUGAUUUGAUUAUGCUCUCUUUAGCUACUCACGAGGUUCACUUUUCAAUAUUGAGGGAGAUGGUUACUUUUCCUGGACAACAGGAGAAGUGUUUUUCAUGUGGCCAAGUUGGUCAUCUUGCAGCUGAUUGUCAAAAUAAACCUCGUGAUAAUGCUGAGGAUUGGAAUCCAGUAGAUGACACCCCAAUUCACAAGAAAAAAUAUCAGUUUCUUAACAUCUGGGUACUGCGGGAGUACUUGCAAUAUGAAUUGGAUAUACCCAACCCGCCUUUUGAGAUUGACUUUGAACGCUUAGUGGAUGAUUUUGUUUUUCUAUGCUUCUUUGUUGGCAAUGACUUUCUUCCACACAUGCCAACAUUAGAGAUCAGGGAGGGGGCAAUAAAUUUGUUGAUGCAUAUUUAUAGAAGGGAAUUCACUGCCAUGGGUGGCUAUCUUACCGAAGCGGGUGAGGUCUUCUUGGAUAGAGUGGAACAUUUUAUCCAAGCUGUUGCUGUUUAUGAAGAUCAAAUCUUUCAGAAGCGAGUUCGAAUUCAACAGGCUGCAGAAAGUAAUGAAGAGAUGAGAGCUAGGGCAAGAGGGGAAAUACCUGAAGAGCCACGGGCCUCAGCUGUUGAUAAGGUUAGGUUAGGGGAGCCUGGAUACAAGGAAAGGUAUUAUGCUGAAAAGUUUGGUGUGUCAGGGCUCGAGGAUAUUGACAACAUUAAAAAAGAUCUAGUUUUGAAAUAUGUGGAAGGCCUAUGUUGGGUUUGUCGAUACUACUAUCAGGGUGUUUGCUCAUGGCAAUGGUACUACCCAUACCACUAUGCUCCUUUUGCUUCUGAUCUUAAAGAUCUAGCUGAUCUGGAAAUAACCUUUUUCUUGGGAGAACCGUUUAAGCCGUUUGAUCAGCUCAUGGGGACCUUACCUGCUUCAAGUUCAAAUGCGCUGCCUGAAAAAUAUAGAAAUUUAAUGACCGAUCCUUCAUCACCUAUUUCUGACUUCUAUCCUGCUGAUUUUGAGAUUGAUAUGAAUGGCAAACGGUUUGCUUGGCAGGGUGUUGCCAAGUUGCCAUUCAUUGAUGAGAAGAAAUUACUGGCUGCAACAAGGAAGCUUGAAGGCACAUUAACGGCAGAGGAGCAACUCCGGAACAGUGUGAUGCUGGACUUGCUUUAUGUCAGCCCUCAACAUGCUUUAGCUCCACAUAUUGUCUUGUAUUAUCAACUUUAUCACCUAUCAGCUCCAUUCGAAAGGCCUGUUUGGCCAAUUGACACAAAUGCUAGUGGUGGAAUGAAUGGAUAUCUUUGGCUUUGUGAAAGAAAUGAGUUGAGACCUUUUGUGUGCUCCCCUGUCAAUGGAUUGCCUCACAUUGAGCAUAACCAAGUACUAAACAUUACUUAUCUCAAUCCCCCUCGAAGCCACAGACACAUCCCAAAGCCUCCUGCUGGUGUGGUCAUGCCCGGAAAGAUUUUAAAACCCAUUGAUAUCAAACCUUUCCCUGUUCUAUGGCAUGAAGAUAAUGCAGGUCGGAGAUAUGGAAGGGAUAGGCCACAAGUACCUGGAGCAAUAGUGGGCCCUCAAUUGGGGGAAGCAGCUCAUCGUCUUGUCAAGAACACCCUUAAUAUUAAAUUAAAUAAUGCAUCCCAUGGAUUGUUGGAGCAACCUUAUCAGACCAGUCCUGGCCAUCAAGCAAUGAACAGACACACAGCAGCUGGAUCCUCUGGAUAUGGAAAAUAUUAUGCAGAGGACGCAAGCAGUUAUUAUGCACAUUAUAAUAAUCAUCAGGGCUUGAUGAGCAGGCCUAGAUUUCUGAUCUCAUCUAAUGGGGGACAAAAUGACAGACAUAAUUUUAGGAUGCAAGAUAGGUCACAGUACCAGGAACAGUUCCAUAACAUGAAAACAGGGUUUUCUGCAAUGACAAUGGAGGAAGGCGUGAGAUCUAGAUCAUCUACCAUUGUUUCAUGCAAGCCACCUGCAAUGUUAUCGAGAGCGCCUAGUUCAGGGUCAGCAUCCAAUCUACAGCAUGCACAGAACAUGGGGCCUCCAAUACCACCUCCAAAAUGGAUUAUUCAUAAAGCACCCACUGUGAAUGGAAUACAUAGCAGACAUCAUGAAGCUGCGCAAGGCAUAACUUCUGAUAAGCAAAUGAAGAAAGUUUACCAAGUUAAAACACGUCAUACCCAAAAUAUGCCAGAGCAAGGAGAUCGAUAGUGAUUGGUGUGGAUCUUGUUUUGCCUGUGUUUUGGCCGCAUUGGCCUUCCUCUCUGCUUUUUUCAAAUUGGAGAUCGCAAUAUAUUGGUCCCCCAAGUUCGUUGACCUUUUUUCUUUUCUAAUCUGGGUACUUUGAAUUUGGUGGCCCCGGGCAUUAAUCUUAUGACAAUACAAAUGCAGAGCAACAGGUGAUGGAAAUAUCCUGAACGCUGAUUUUCACAGCUACAGCGCUGCUCCGCUCUACUAGUGAGGUGCUCCCUUGAUGCUGGACCAGGCUACACUGAGUACACCCGGUGAAAGCAAGAGCACUCAUAUUGGUGGUUUUUUUCUUGCCCCCCCCCCCCAACUCUUCAUUUCAGCAAAUGAUAUUUAUGCCGGUUUCAUAGGCGGAUGGGAAAAGUUAAUUGGCUUGUGUGCUCGUUAUGUGGGCCACAGCAUGACAGUAGGGUAGUGCACUGUAUAUGUAAAACCCCUUAGGACUUUUUUUGGGGGGGGGGGGUAGGACUGAAAUUUGCUUAUAUAGGAUUAUACUGGUGCGAAUAGCAUCCCGUUGUAGUUCUCAGCCGCAGAUGUAAAUGUUGGUUCCGUCGUAGUUGGGGGUGGGGAGCGGGGACACACUGUUGGUAGCCGAAUGUAGUAUGUGCCGCAGGCAACUGGUAGGAUCCUUGCUCGAAACUAAGACUCAGCUGCCCAAAUUGCCAGUUGGGCUGAUUUCUUUCUUUUCGCACA